Messenger RNA from Heterostelium album PN500, 108 nucleotides. RefSeq lists its product as uncharacterized. The transcript has a single exon. The coding region runs from base 1 to 108 and encodes 35 amino acids. NCBI's taxonomy places the organism in Eukaryota, Evosea, Eumycetozoa, Acytosteliales, Acytosteliaceae. The record is from RefSeq and is a predicted model, not a curated record.
AUGGAGAAAGUAACAAUGAAGAUCAUCAAUGCCGCCAAAGCAUUAUUAGAAAGACAAUCUGCAGAGCUCAGAAAGAAAGCUCAAGAGUUAACAUUGGAAAAUAAUUAA